UCACAAUUUAGUUUUUUUAUAAUUCACAAAAGUUAUAAAACCCUCCUCCAUUUCACUUGAAACUCACAAACACUCCUUUGUUCUCCCUCUCUUUCUCGAAUCUUCAGUUUUGAACUCUCAACUCUUUCUCUCUUCGCUGUUCCCUUUCUCUCUUCUUGUUAUGUAGGAAAUUGGAAACUUUGGAUUUGAUACACUUUUAUGGUUUUACAGCUCAACUUUCAUCAGCAAUGGCGGUUGAUAAAAUUUUGAAAGAUGAAGCUUCUGAGGAGAAGGGAGAGCGUGCCAGAAUGGCAACAUUUAUUGGCGCACUUGCAAUUGUGGACUUAAUCAAAACAACUUUGGGUCCAAAGGGAAUGGACAAGAUUUUGCAGUCAACUGGUCGUGGUCAUAAUGUUACUGUGACAAAUGAUGGGGCAACUAUUAUGAAGUCCCUCCUUAUCGAUAAUCCCGCUGCUAAAGUUCUUAUCGAUAUUUCUAAGACGCAAGAUGAUGAAGUUGGUGAUGGAACAACAUCAGUUGUCGUUUUGGCUGGAGAGCUUUUGAGAUUGGCGGAGAAGCUGAUUGCGAUGAAGAUUCAUCCCAUGUCCAUAAUAUCAGGUUACAGGAUGGCCGCUGAAUGUGCUCUAAAUGCAUUGUUGAAAAAGGUUGUUGAUAACAAACAAGAUGCAGAUAAAUUCAAGACAGACUUGAUGAAAAUUGCAAUGACUACACUUAGUUCAAAAAUAUUGUCUCAAGACAAAGAACAUUUUGCCAAUAUGGCAGUAGAUGCAGUGAUGAGACUGAAGGGCAGCACAAACCUGGAGGCCAUUCAGAUUAUCAAGAAGCCUGGUGGUUCUCUGAAAGAUUCAUUUUUAGAUGAAGGAUUUAUCUUGGACAAAAAGAUUGGUGUUGGUCAACCGAAACGCAUAGAAAAUGCAAAAAUUUUAGUGGCAAACACAGCAAUGGACACAGAUAAAGUCAAAAUCUACGGGGCACGUGUACGUGUUGAUUCAAUGGCCAAGGUUGCAGAGAUCGAGGGAGCGGAAAAGGAUAAGAUGAGGGAGAAGGUGAACAAGAUUAUAGGUCAUGGAAUCAAUUGUUUUGUUAACCGUCAGUUAAUCUACAAUUUUCCAGAGGAACUCUUUGCUGAUGCUGGAAUUCUAGCCAUUGAGCAUGCUGAUUUUGAUGGUAUUGAGCGCCUUGCUCUGGUAACUGAUGGUGAGAUUGCAUCAACUUUUGAUAACCCAGAAUCAGUUAAACUUGGACAUUGCAAACUGAUCGAGGAAAUUAUGAUUGGGGAAGACAAGUUAAUUCAUUUCUCCGGUGUUGAGAUGGGACAGGCAUGCACAAUAGUACUGAGGGGGGCAAGUGAGCAUGUGCUCGAUGAGGCUGAGAGGUCCUUACAUGAUGCCCUGUGCGUGCUGUCUCAGACAGUGAAUGACAGCAGGGUUUUGCUUGGGGGUGGUUGGCCAGAAAUGGUGAUGUCAAAAGAGAUAGAUGAGCUGGCUAGGAAGACUCCGGGAAAAAAAUCCCAUGCAAUUGAAGCUUUCUCACAGGCACUCCAGGCAAUACCGACAAUCAUUGCUGACAAUGCUGGAUUAGACAGCGCUGAGUUGAUUUCAAAGCUUCGUGCAGAGCACCACCAGAUAAACAGCACUGCAGGAAUAGACGUGAUCACUGGAACUGUUGGAGAUGUGGCUGCUCUGGGUAUUUCAGAGUCAUUUAAGGUAAAGCAGGCUAUACUACUAUCUGCUACUGAGGCAGCUGAAGCGCUUCUCAGGGUUGAUGAGAUCAUCAGAUGUGCCCCAAGGAGGAGAGAAGAUAGAAUGUAGAACUGGAAAUGGUUUUGUAUUAUUGGACCUUAGCUUUUACUAUAUUUGUGUUUUAUGUUAAAACUUAAGAAGGCAAUAUGGGGUUUUGCUUUUCUUCCCUGUGCAAUGUACUGUUUUUCUGAUCUUGAAUUUAAUCUGUUAAUCUCUAGUUUUGAGUGUGAAUUGGUAUA
Messenger RNA from Amaranthus tricolor (Joseph's coat), 1981 nucleotides. RefSeq names its product T-complex protein 1 subunit beta-like. Bases 228 to 1811 code for a protein of 527 amino acids. NCBI's taxonomy places the organism in Eukaryota, Viridiplantae, Streptophyta, Magnoliopsida, Caryophyllales, Amaranthaceae. Gene Ontology annotation, biological process: protein folding. Gene Ontology annotation, cellular component: cytosol; chaperonin-containing T-complex. Gene Ontology annotation, molecular function: ATP hydrolysis activity; ATP-dependent protein folding chaperone; ATP binding. The record is from RefSeq and is a predicted model, not a curated record. The transcript has 12 exons.